Messenger RNA from Phytophthora nicotianae INRA-310, 839 nucleotides. RefSeq lists its product as hypothetical. NCBI's taxonomy places the organism in Eukaryota, Oomycota, Peronosporomycetes, Peronosporales, Peronosporaceae. The record is from RefSeq and is a predicted model, not a curated record. The transcript has a single exon. Bases 370 to 708 code for a protein of 112 amino acids.
GGCAAAGUGGCCACUCCAAUUUGAUGCUCCAACCACCAAGUUCGUUCCCUCCGUGAAGGAUUCUCAAUGCCUCGCUACAGCACACACAAAAGCAAGACUCCUGCCCAGCAACUACCACAACCUCCCGACUCCCACUCAGCCUCCUUGAUCCCCAGCCAUGGAAGCCCUGAUAGCAGUGGUGCUGCCAGUGGUGCUGCCAGUGUCGCUGAUGUUCUCAACCAGCAACUUGACAUUGAUGAAGUUUGUCGUGCGUGUACUUCCUUAAGAACGCAAGCAGCCCACCCCAGUUAUCGCCGCGGUAUUGCCACUUGGAUUCGCUAAACACUUAGCGAUCCCGACCGAUUGUUCAAUAUCGAUGACAGCAUCAAUAUGCACGAGUUUACCCCUAAACAUUUUCGAGUCUUCAUUCUUGCCAAAAUGAAUACUGCCAUCUCGCUCAAGGUUACUACCCUCGGGGGUUACAAGAGCACCGUUAAGGACAUAUAUCGGCAGCAGCAACUGCUCUUCCGAACGCGUAUGCUGAUGAUAGGAAGACUAUUUUUGCUGGUCUUAAAAAGAUUGAAGCCACCCGUAACCAGACAGGUCCGGGGGAGGCGAAGAAGGCAGGAAAAAAUGGCGUUACCCUACUCAGCGUACGAACAAGCAUGUAUGAAUACGCUUGUUCUGCCCGACGGAGGAUUUGCCCAUGUUUUCCUUACAUUGCAAUAGAACUUGAUGUGCCGAUCGCAAUCUGUAGAAACAAUUCAUUCCGGCCAUCUUUCUAAAGAGGGCGACAGUGUCGGUAUUGUUUUUCACAAAAGUAAAGCUAACCAAGACGGAAACGGACCCAAAGACCCUCG